AUGGCCAGCACAUCGCAUGGGAGUGGCAGCGUCUUCCGCGGGGAAUCAUCUGAAUCCGAUUUCUCGCCCGAUCAACAUUUAAUCGAUACACUCCUCACACAGGUCGACAACGAAACGGUUGAUGCCAUCAUCGAAACCCAAAAGCAAAGCCUCCGACGUUUCGAAAAGACCAACGAGAUGAUGAGCAAUUGCAAUGCACUUUCGGAGAAACGAUUGGAAAGGGCAAAAAAAGAGAUGGCCGCACACAAAGAGAUGAUCAUGCAGAUGAAAGUCGAUUUGGAGUUCACUUUUCGACGGAUUCGCAUCUUCAAAAACGCGCUAGCUACAAAAUAUCCGGUUAUCUACAAAGAAGUCGAAAUGGAGAUGAAAAAGGAGGGAAAGCUCAAAAUGAAAGGAGUGGACGAUGAUGAA
This is a messenger RNA of Mesorhabditis belari, 411 nucleotides long. Lineage: Eukaryota; Metazoa; Nematoda; Chromadorea; Rhabditida; Rhabditidae. The record is from the annotation of a GenBank genome assembly.